ACACCGUUACAGAACCUGGCUGUUCGACGCCCUUCUCUGGCCUCCAGUCACCAUUCACAAACAUCGUCAGAAGUCCACCCUGGUGACAUUGUCAUAAAUUCUACUGUGCUUGAAAAGAGGACAGCGUAUCUGGCUACCGAUAGCAGGUUUUUAUUCCUUCAUUUGGCCAUUGAACCAGCGAUGAUGGCACCCUGGGCUGCAGCUGCAGAGGAGCAAGAGGACGAAGCCGACUCUGGUGAAGCAAAGGAAGAAGCAAAGGAAGAAGAAGCUGUAAAUGAGAGGGGCGAAAGGAAUGUUGUCUGUCUGGAAUGGCCGGAGGAGCCAUUGAGUCAAUAUGACUCCAGGCGGAUGCAGUUAACACAAGAGGAAUACCAAUGGGCCGUGUCUCUGAAAGAAGCUGUCCAGAGUGAUCCAGAGCUGGAUGUGAUAUCGGAUUUCAUGCUGACCCAAAUUGCGGUUGUAGAAGAGGGAAACAUGGAAUCUGCCAUUGACCGGGUCUACAAACUUCAGCAUUACCGACAAGAGUAUGAUGUAUUGGACACUUUCUCCGAGUCAAAGAGAAGGUUGCGAGAACUUAUGCAACUCAUGCCAGGACACAUUCUCUAUGUGGGCUUCAGUCCGCUAGAUAGCAACUACAUGGGGGCUCUGGACUUUACCAAGAUGAAUCCCAGUGCCUUGUCAAGCAUCCGGGGAACAAAGUCUCUAUUUGCAGGGCUCUACUAUAUCAAUCACACCAUCAAUCCUGAUCUCGCAGCUGUCAGAAAUGGUGUAAUCUUCCUGAUUGAAUGUGAAGGGUACAGUUGGAAGGCACCCCGUUUUAUGGAUCUAAAGCACACAAAAAGGUGUUUGGUUGACGCUGCAUUCUACCCCUAUUCUCUGCAAACUUGCAAAUUGUACCAUAGUGGAGUUCUUGUCAAUACAAUCUUUUCUACAGUCAAACGAUAUUGUCCACCGCUGGCAAAAUCUAACAUUGAAAUGGGUUGUGAUGAUUUUGGUGAUCGAUUGGAUAAGAUAUUCAUGGUGCCCAAUGAAGAAGAGGCAACAGAAAGAUGCUAUGAAAAAAUGGUACAGUCUCUCCAUAGGAGAUACGAAAAUGAGCGGACCUUUAGACUUUGAAACCGAAAAAGUAGUUCAUAGCUUGUUCCAUUUCAAAAGAUCCAUUUCAGCCAUCUCGGAUGUUCAGUGGGUUUCUGUACUGGUAGUGUUGUUGACAGUUUCAUAGCGCCAAAGCGAACCAGCAGUUAGCGGAUUUCCUCGUCAUGUUUUGCCCGCCCAUGUUGGCACGAUUCUAUUCGGGGCGUGCAAACCUUUAGACUUUGAAAGAAUUCUACAUGAGUUUUUGCAUUUUAGUAAAAGUUGCUUCCCUUGUGGUUCUGCCUCUGCUGCUACUGUACCGUACCGUUGUACCGUUCGGCAAUGUUCAUCCCGCGGGCUUCAAAUCCCGGCGCAGUCACACGUGCCUAGCUGGCUAGAUACAAGAGUAAUGAAUCUCAAGAAUCACCACAGAUUGAUAGGCUCCCAGAGGUUUAGGUUUGCCAGGUCCUUUCAGAACAAAUAGGUCUCAAGGGGUCGGUCAGGAACUCAGAGUAAAGUCCUUCAGAUCAUUCCGUUGAGGUUGGAAAUGGGCAACCAGUACGGUACGGUAGAGAGAUUUGAUCCGGUCCAUUGGAAGGAAAGUUCCCGAACCAUACGUGCUAUCGUGACGGAGGUAUACCGGCCAUUGGAAUCGAAUUUACGGUGCAUUCCCAACCCUCCCUCGUGCUAAAUUGGCGCCCUUCUUUCUAUUUCUCCACCAAACGAAUACAAAAGACAGAACUUUUGGCAGCCAGUAUCUAAAAAUGGCGGAAUUAGACUACUACGUUUUAAAGCUAGCUA
Seminavis robusta is the source of this 1875-nucleotide messenger RNA. NCBI's taxonomy places the organism in Eukaryota, Bacillariophyta, Bacillariophyceae, Naviculales, Naviculaceae. The record is from the annotation of a GenBank genome assembly.